This is a messenger RNA of Puccinia graminis f. sp. tritici CRL 75-36-700-3, 570 nucleotides long. RefSeq lists its product as uncharacterized. The coding region runs from base 1 to 570 and encodes 189 amino acids. Lineage: Eukaryota; Fungi; Basidiomycota; Pucciniomycetes; Pucciniales; Pucciniaceae. The record is from RefSeq and is a predicted model, not a curated record. The transcript has 5 exons.
AUGAGCACCCCACAACGCAGCUUGAAACGUUUCAGCUUACACCUUUCGGUGGUAUGCCUUUUCAUCUUGGCGGUCCCUGCCGGAUGCCCGGUAGCAAAGCCAGGCGUGACCGAUCGAAUGACGACGGUCACAUAUAUGCCUGACGCAAGUAGUAAGGAGCUAAUUGCAACAGGUGGAACAGGUGCUCUUGUCCAGCUACCGAAGGGUUCACUCAUAAGAUUUUGGAAUGAAAGCGGUAGUUCCUCAAGCCACACAAAGGUCAAGACCAAUCUAGAUAAAAUAUUACCUGGAGGUGACAGGGUCGAACCAGGCGAUGAAAAAAUAGGGGAAAUCCCUGAAUCUUCAAUCUUGAAAACGCAGAUUACAUCAGGGAACCCGAAUGCCUUAGAAAACCAAAAUGGAAAAACUCGCAAUGGACUUAGCAAAAUUCCUGUUCAGUCUGUCAGCAAACCCCCAUCGCGACCUGCGCCGGGAGUUCCAAGACUACCUCCGCCCACACGAGCUCCACCGGAACUACCGGCCUCGCAUGUUCUUCAAGUUACAAGACAAAGGAGUUCUGAAGGUAUUUGA